AUGGCGUACGCUCCGUCGCGAAAGGCUGCGGCCUCGCAGAAAGGAAACCCUCCUCCUCCGCCGAAAGACAAAGCUGUCACGCUACCGGCCUCCUCAAAGAGUUAUGCAUCAGAAGGAGUUACAGACAACGACGUCUUCCUCCUACCGGCCUCUGACUACCAGAUCAUGGGGCUGCUGACUGUUGUGGCAUGCGUGGUCCGCCUGUUCAGAAUCUACCAGCCCAGCAGUGUGGUCUUCGAUGAAGUCCACUUCGGUGGCUUCGCGACCAAAUAUAUCAAGGGCAAAUUCUUCAUGGACGUCCAUCCUCCUCUGGCAAAACUUCUUAUUACUCUCGCUGGCUGGGCCGCAGGUUUCAAGGGCGAUUUCGACUUCAAAGACAUUGGAAAGGACUACCUGGAACCUGGGGUGCCAUAUGUUUCAAUGCGGUUGUUGCCGGCUGUGCUUGGGGUUCUGACUAUCCCGACCAUGUUUUUGACCCUGAAGGCCUCCGGGUGUAGGACAGUUACGGCAGGCCUGGGAGCUGCACUUUUGAUCUUUGAAAAUGGCCUGGUGACACAGUCGCGACUGAUUCUCUUGGAUUCCCCUCUCGUUAUCUGCACCGCGUUUACUGCCCUUGCUUGGACUUGCUUCACCAACCAGCAUGAGCUGGGUCCCGAUCGAGCGUUCGAUGCCAGCUGGUGGUUCUGGCUGGUAGCCACAGGUCUUGGUCUUGGGGCCACGGUCAGUGUGAAAUGGGUCGGUCUCUUCACGAUUGCCUGGGUUGGCAGCUUGACGGUUCUGCAACUGUGGGUAUUGCUCGGCGACCAUGUCAAUGUCACGCCGAGAAAGUGGUUCAAACACUUUUUCGCACGAGUCUUCUGCCUCAUCGUCAUUCCGGUUGCCUUUUAUGUCGGCAUGUUUGGCAUUCACUUCAUGUGCUUGGUCAAUCCUGGAGAUGGCGAUGGCUUCAUGUCGUCCGAAUUCCAAGCGACGUUGAACAACAAAGGCAUGGCGGACACCCCGGCAGACGUAGCAUUCGGCAGCGAGGUGACGCUUCGACAUCACAACACCCAAGGUGGAUAUCUUCAUUCUCACCCACAUAUGUAUCCAACUGGAAGCAAGCAACAGCAAGUCACGCUCUAUCCUCACAAGGAUGAGAACAAUAUCUUCCUGAUCGAGAACCAGACUCAGCCCAUCACCGCUGAUAACGUCACCAUUCCAGGACCUCGUGCCUGGGCGGAUUUGCCCCCGACCUGGGUGAAGGACGGGGAUGUUAUCAAGCUCUACCACAUCAUGACCCACCGACGUAUCCAUUCUCACGAUGUGCGACCCCCCAUCACUGAGGCGGAGUGGCAGAAUGAAGUUAGUGCGUACGGGUAUGAAGGAUUCGAGGGAGAUGCCAAUGAUUUGUUCAGAGUGGAGAUCGUGAAGUCCAUGUCCGAUGGCGAGGAGGCCAAGACGCGAUUGAGGACGAUCCAAACCAAGUUCAAGCUCGUUCAUGUGAUGACCGGUUGUGUGCUGUUUUCCCACAAAGUGAAACUGCCCGACUGGGGGUUUGAGCAACAGGAGGUGACCUGUGCCAAAGGAGGCACCUUGCCCAACAGCGUCUGGUAUAUUGAGCAAAACUGGCAUCCGAAACUGGGCGACGACGCCGAGAAGGUCAAUUACAGAAACCCCGGCUUUUUGGGCAAAUUCUGGGAAUUGCAGAAGGUCAUGUGGAAGACCAAUGCCGGCCUCGUCGAGUCACAUGCUUGGGACUCUCGACCGAGUUCGUGGCCGAUCCUGAGACGUGGUAUCAACUUCUGGGGCAAAGACCAUCGUCAAAUCUAUCUCCUCGGAAACCCUGCGAUUUGGUGGCCCUCGACGCUGGCGAUUCUGACCUAUGCCAUCUUCAAAGUCAUUGCGAUUUUGCGUUGGCAGCGUGGCUGUGAUGAUUACUCCAACGUCAAUUUCAAGCGGUUUGACUAUGAAAUCGGACAAACUGUACUCGGUUGGGCGUUCCACUACUUCCCCUUUUACCUCAUGGCACGACAAUUGUUUUUGCACCACUACUUUCCGGCGCUUUAUUUCGCAAUCAUGGCUAUGUGCCAGAUUUUCGAUUUUGUCACCAACCGGAUUGCCUUUUUCGGGCUCAAGAAGUAUCCAGAGAUUGGCCGCACCCUUGCUGCGUUGUUCGUCGCCUUUGCCAUCGUCGUAUUUACCUUGUAUGCCCCAUUAGCAUACGGUAAUCCCUGGACGCAAGAUCAGUGCCGAAAGGUCAAGCUAUUCGACACUUGGGACUUUGAUUGCAAUACUUUCCACACCGAUUAUGCGAAAUACUCAACGCCUCUUCCGCCAUAUGAUCAGCUCAUUCCCACGGUGCCGACUGCGCAGGUGGCAUCGGAGCGCAAAGAAGACGCUUCCGCCGUCACUCCUCAAGUAGGUGAAGGCAGUGUCAUCGCAAAAGAAGAGCAUGUGGAGUAUCGUGAUCAAGAUGGCAACUUGUUGGACGAAGCGCAAGUUGCUGCUUUGAUGGCCGAAGGCAAGGCAUCUUUCCAGACCAAAUAUGAGACACGUACGAGGAUGGUGGAUGAGUAUGGCAACGAAGUCAAUCCAUCGGGAGUUGCACCAGAACACCCGGAUGCAGAGGGACAAAAUCCCUCGACCAGAGGAGUUCCAGAGGACCAAGCUAGAAGCCAACCUCCGGAUGUCAACGCAGGCGGCUCGGUAAAGAAAGGAGAUGAUGGAAAAGCAAAGCCUGCCAGUGACGCGAGCGAGGCAACGAAAUAG
Molecule: messenger RNA, 2748 nt
Organism: Exophiala dermatitidis NIH/UT8656
Lineage: Eukaryota; Fungi; Ascomycota; Eurotiomycetes; Chaetothyriales; Herpotrichiellaceae
Product: dolichyl-phosphate-mannose-protein mannosyltransferase
Exons: 3
Coding region: 1-2748 (915 amino acids)
Biological process (GO): protein O-linked glycosylation via mannose
Cellular component (GO): endoplasmic reticulum; membrane
Molecular function (GO): dolichyl-phosphate-mannose-protein mannosyltransferase activity
Source: RefSeq, a predicted model, not a curated record